Laccaria bicolor S238N-H82 is the source of this 783-nucleotide messenger RNA. RefSeq lists its product as uncharacterized. The transcript is spliced from 8 exons. The coding region runs from base 1 to 783 and encodes 260 amino acids. NCBI's taxonomy places the organism in Eukaryota, Fungi, Basidiomycota, Agaricomycetes, Agaricales, Hydnangiaceae. The record is from RefSeq and is a predicted model, not a curated record.
AUGUUGAUCAACCUUCACAUCUAUCUCGAAGCGGUCGCAGAUGUCCAGGAAGUUGACUCCGAUGCAACAUCUAGUACAAUUCACAAAGAUAACAACUCGGUGAACGUCGGUGGGCUUGUGAGCAUUGGGUUCCAGAGGACAAUCCGCGUUCCAGAUAACGAUAAAGUCCAGGCUCUUCCCCUAGCCUGGGAUCUUUCCGACUAUUGUGCGUUAAUCUCCAAGCAAGAGAUUACUACUCAUUCAAUUCACAGCAAUGUCGGAAAAUGCGCCGACCGUCUUCCAAAGUCUGUCAUCUCCAAGGGAGGUGUGUUCUUGAGUAUGUAUCAAAAGGAAGCUAUGUGGAUGUCCUUUCUUUCCGCAGACCCAUGCGCGCUGAAGGUUUCUGUUGGAGGAAUUAAUGCGCUGACGGGUACGCCGCAAGGCGUUUCGGCGAUAGGAAAGCAAGAUUAUCUGCCAUUGGGCAAUGCUCAUGGGCAACUUUGGCUGGAUGGCAUUUCAACCACUCCAGGCAUCGUUAGGCAAUUUGUGGCGGUCCCUCUUGGUCAUAACCACACCGUAGAAGGCCAAUUGACUGGACGUGAGGUCAGAUUUGGUGUUGAGAUGGCUUGUUCCAAUCGUGCUGAUGGCUGCCUAACGCAGACUGAGGGAGGGAUUCAGAUCGAUGUUUUUCCAAAAUACCCAACCUCGGUGUCAUUCAUCAAAACGGGCGAAGCCUUGUGUCUUUACAAUACACCCCGUGAGCUGGGUCUUGUUGAAAAUGAUUUCUUGAAGAUGUUGGACUAG